AUGUCCACCGUGGCUACCCGGCUAGAAUCUCGCAAAUCGCUCCUAGGAGCUGACACCGGCUUCGGAUACGGAGGCCAUUCAUACAACAACUCCUACGGAGACAACAGUUACGCUCCUUCUCCAGUCCCGUCUCCACAGCCUAUUCCUCAGCCUGCCGCCUUCGCCCAGCCCAACUUUGCCGACGCCGGGGUUGAACCCGCAUACAACCAGGGCUUCGCCUAUAGAGAAGGCCUCACCCCUUCGCUUCCCGCGCAGAGUAUGAAGAAUGGCAAGAUCGAUUUCAUGAAGAGCAGAUGGCCUGCCUCUUUCAUGGCCGUCUCUCUUCUCCAGGCCAUUCUGUGCAUUUGCUUUGAGGCCUAUGUGUUCGGCAAGUUCCAGGUCAACCUUGGCACCCAUAUCAGCGCUCCCCAGGUUCAAUCUCAGUACAAGACUAUCCCGACUUUCUUGACGCUUUUCAUCUUUGGUUUCCUUUACACCCUGGUCGUCGUCUGGGAUGCUCUCCGACAAAAGAACACCAUUCAAGUCAUUGGUGUCUGCUUCUCUAACCUGGCCCUUAUGGUUUACACGACUAUCCAAGUUGAUCAAAUUUCCGAGGCCUUUGAUAUUCUCGAGCAGAACAAUGCUCUCAAGCGUGGCAUGACUGCUGCCGAGCUUUGGCACGAUGUGAAGCCUUAUCUGGUGGCUAUUCCUGCCAUCAUCGCCCUUGCUACUCUCGUUAUGGGCUUCCUCUCGUGGAAGAUUUACCAGGAGUAUGCGUGGGAUAUUCUCAAGAACAUUGGUGCCGAUUAUCGCAUGAAGAAGCGAUUCCUUCACUACCAGAUUUACAUCGCUCUGCUCAAGUUCGAUUUCUUCUUCUUCCUCGGCUUCAUCGUUCAAUUCGUUGUCGUUGUUGCUGACAAGGAUGACCCUGAAUUCGCCCUAACCAUCGUCACCAUCCCCAUUACCAUCCUCAUCCUUCUCGCCGCCGCUUUCUUCACUCGACGAGAGAAUAAGAUCGGCAUGGUCUGCAUCAUCAUCCUCUAUCUCGGAGGUCUCAGCUAUUUCAUCUUCAAGCUUGUACGAAUCUAUCAGCCUGGACACCGAGAUAGUUACGAAGCCGUUCGUCGAUCAUUGACCGCAUUUGCUGUCAUCACCAUUCUUCUCAUCCUUCUCACCAUUACCAACGCCAUCGUGUGCAUGCGAAACUUUGGCAAGGGCCUGAAGCCCCAUCUGCAGUCCUUGUCUCGAAAGCGCAAGGUCGAGGAGAAGCCUGAUAUCAACUCAAUCAACAUGCAGGAUGUCAAGCCUCAAAUUCCCAGCCGAAUGACCAUUGAUUAA
Messenger RNA from Fusarium mangiferae, 1317 nucleotides. RefSeq lists its product as uncharacterized. NCBI's taxonomy places the organism in Eukaryota, Fungi, Ascomycota, Sordariomycetes, Hypocreales, Nectriaceae. Bases 1 to 1317 code for a protein of 438 amino acids. The transcript is spliced from 3 exons. Gene Ontology annotation, cellular component: Golgi apparatus. The record is from RefSeq and is a predicted model, not a curated record.